This is a messenger RNA of Symbiodinium necroappetens, 1121 nucleotides long. The record is from the annotation of a GenBank genome assembly. NCBI's taxonomy places the organism in Eukaryota, Dinophyceae, Suessiales, Symbiodiniaceae.
UAUGCAUUUCGUCACGGGGCUCGAAAAAGCAAUGCGGAUGUGCUGGAGCAAUACCACACUGAGUCCAUCAGGGCACUCUCAGCAGCCAAGCCCGGCAAGAAGACGGUGGAGCAGACACAAGCCUGCAACAAACACCAGAGCUCAUUGGACAGCAUUAGAGAACACGAGAAGAGCAUCAUGCAGGUGCUGAACGGCGGUGCUUGUGCUGCGAAGAGGAGGCGCAGCGACUUCGUGAAGAGACUUGGCGUCUGCGACACAGAGGGCAAGGAGAUUUUGAAUGCCCUUGUGAAUGGCGGUGCGAUUCCUCCGCACCUCCGGAACAACGAGAGUGCACAGAAAUUGCAGCGCCUGUCCUUGUACCUUAGAUGGGUAGCGUGCAAUUUGUUGCACGAUGACUACAUGAAACUGAAAGAAAAAACAUCCUUUGACGUCGUGAUUGUGGAGAAGAAGGCCAAGGAUUUCAUGUCCCAUGUAAGGGAACAGUCUACACAGAAGGUCGAGAUCCGACACCUCCCCGAUGCAUGCACACUGGUCGGCAAUUGCAUUCCCUGUGCCCUGUGGCAUAUCGCACCCUUGCUCCGGCUCACAAUCACAUCCUCUAUCCAGAAUCACGAACUCUCGGAGAACACUGAAGCCCUCAAAAGGAGAUGGAGAACAUAUCGCAGCGCUGCCGCCCUCUACAAGACCGAUCUGAUGUGCUCAGUGGGUUUGCCAGCUGAUGACGUUCUGUCUUAUAUUUUGCACUACGAAGGCAACGGUUGUCCUCACUGUGUUGCGGUACAAGUCCUUGCCGACCGGCAGAAUGUCAUGGUACUCAACGGCAGAACCAGCAUGAAGCUCUCUAUGCUUGCCUUCAGGGAAGCUUUCGCUGCGGCAGUCGACCGCUCCACUGUCGUCACCUACUGGCAGAGACGCAGCAGGGGCGAACUCGCCGACAAGACGGGACAUCUGCUGGACAUGCAGGCAGGUGCGGACAUCAGCUCCGAUGAUGAGGCCGCAAACGAUGAAGUUUGUACCGCAAGGUUUUCUUUCGAUGAGGACAAUAAGCCAGUUGUGUCCGACAACAUACAGCAGACCCUGCGUCGGGAGGUGGAGGAAACUCUGCUGGAUCUGAAAGCUAG